AUGCAAUCUAGUAGGGGAAAACACAUUGCUAAUCUUGCAAUGGCUAACGAAAAUUCCAAAACGACUAUGAAGGUAGAGGAAACAAUAUUAGACAGUACACCGUCGUCUUCGAAAAAUCCUGUUUUACAAAAUGAUGACUAUGAUUGUUUCUCGUUAAUGAAUCGAACAGCAGCUACAGCAAUAUGGAAUAUACCAAGUACAAGUACCUCGUCUUGUGCUUCAUACAGUAGUGAACAAAGAAGUAUUACAGUCCAAAAUAAAAUAGUAAUACUAUCAGAUGUCAAAAUACAGGAUAGUUUUGAUACAGAGAUAAAAAGUGCUGAUAAGGUACCAUUGAAUCAACCACCAACAGUUAUAGAAGCUGAUCAAGUAGACAAUCUACAAGAGUAUCAACUUGAUGACAACAGCGACGAUGAUAAAGAUUUUAAUCCACUGACUGAAGAGGAAGGCUCUGAUUCUACAGAUGAUAACGAAGUGCAAGAGACAUGCAGGAAAAUAUGUCGAUGGAAUAAAGGAGAUAAGUCGCAGUGGAAGCGUCAUUUAAUAAAAAAACGUAGAAACCUGGGUAAAUUGCAUGUGACAAAAGAAGGAGAAUUCCCACCGAAAACUCCGAAACCUGUAAACUGUUCUCGUUGCAGAUUUCACUGCACAGACAAUUUUAGUGAAGAAGAAAGGAUGCAAUUGUGUUCCACUUCAAGAUUAAAUAUUGCGUCAACAUCAAACAAAUAUUACCAACAAAUUCAUUCACCUUUGGAUUUCCCAGGUAGCGGUGAUAAAGAUUCUGAUGAUUCAAUUUCGGAUCCAGAUUAUUCUACUGAAGAGAUGUGUACUAAGAAGGCAAAAACGUACAUUUUCAGCGACUCAUUGCCAGGAGUAAAUAAUAAAGACCAUGUGGAUGUUUCAUCUUCCAAGAGGUUGGAAUUAAAGCGGUACCAAACGAUAGAUCCAAGUUUAGACUAUAGUUUAUUUCAUUUUAGUGAGAAUUCAAAGCUAAAAGUCACUUUCCAGAAGAUGGCACCCUCUUGGAUGUAUUCAGUGCUCCUUUCAAUGAUGAAAUAUGUGAAAAAACUGUGGAGGUAUCAUAUAUCUAUGCAGUGCAGCUAG
Diabrotica balteata is the source of this 1104-nucleotide messenger RNA. Lineage: Eukaryota; Metazoa; Arthropoda; Insecta; Coleoptera; Chrysomelidae. The record is from the annotation of a GenBank genome assembly.